Messenger RNA from Periophthalmus magnuspinnatus, 1028 nucleotides. It is a transcript of the gene gar1, whose product is annotated as GAR1 homolog, ribonucleoprotein. Lineage: Eukaryota; Metazoa; Chordata; Actinopteri; Gobiiformes; Gobiidae. The record is from RefSeq and is a predicted model, not a curated record. Gene Ontology annotation, biological process: snoRNA guided rRNA pseudouridine synthesis; ribosome biogenesis. The transcript is spliced from 6 exons. Gene Ontology annotation, molecular function: box H/ACA snoRNA binding. Gene Ontology annotation, cellular component: box H/ACA snoRNP complex. Bases 13 to 672 code for a protein of 219 amino acids.
GGCAUAGCAGACAUGUCGUUCCGAGGCGGAGGAGGAAGAGGAGGCUUUAACAGAGGUGGAGGAAGAGGAGGGGGAGGCCGAGGAGGUGGAAGCUGGGGAGGAGGAGGGGGACGUGGGGGAGGCUUUGGGCGGGGGGGAGGCAGGGGAGGCUUCAACAGACAACAGGACUAUGGACCUCCAGAACAUGUCAUAGCUUUGGGUGAGUUCAUGCAUCCAUGUGAAGAUGACAUUGUGUGUAAAUGUACGGCAGAGGAAAACAAAGUGCCCUACUUCAACGCCCCAGUGUACCUGGAGAACAAGGAGCAGAUCGGCAAAGUGGACGAGAUCUUCGGACAGCUACGGGACUUUUACUUUUCAGUCAAACUUUCAGAAAACAUGAAGGCGUCAUCAUUCAAGAAGCUGCAAAAGUUCUACAUAGACCCCAUGAAGCUGCUCCCCCUGCAGAGGUUCUUGCCCAGGCCUCCGGGAGAAAAGGGCCCACCCAGAGGAGGCCGAGGAGGGGGGAGAGGAGGAGGGCGAGGGGGAGGUCGUGGAGGCGGAUUCCGUGGGGGCCGUGGUGGAGGUGGGCGUGGCGGAGGUUUUGGAGGAGGUUUUGGAGGAGGCAGAGGAGGAGGAGGCUUCAGAGGAAGAGGAGGUGGCGGUGGAGGCCGAGGAUUUAGAGGUGGGAGAUGAUCCUGUGAGAGUGUGUGCUCUCCCUGUGCCCUUCCUUAGAGACCCCCCUGCCUGUGCAGAGCCUGGACUGUCCCAUAUGUGACUUUUCCUUUACUGUCAUAUUAUUUAGUAUUUUGCUACAUGUUUUUGAGGAAGUGUUUUUAUUUAAAAGAAUGCUGUGUAAAGUUAUUUUCUAAAAGGCAUGUCUAUAUUUUGUACAGGUGAUCUCACGACUGCCAAGAUUUUACAUAUAGUCAUAACUUUGAUGCAUUCAAGAUAAUAGAGAUCAGUGAUACCAUGUUUUUUAAUGAUUUGUAAUGUCUAAGAAUAAUUUUGAUUUGUGUUCAAAGGCCUUGAAUAAAAGAUCCUUUAUAUAA